GCUCAACGCAUUGGCAGGAACAUGCCAACGGCAUUGGCUGCAAUAUGUGCACGUACUGGUAGCACGCAAGGAAAAAUAGCACAAUCCAAGCAACGCCCAAUGGCACCAUGAUGGAGAUGCAGCAGACCAAUACCACUCAGGCUGAAGCCGAGGGAGCGUCAACUCCUCAAGAAGGAAGUCAAGACAGCGGCCCGAUUGAGGGAAUCACAGCCCUGCAGGAUUCAGAUUACAACUUGCCCGAAGCCGAGAGACAAAUGAAGGAAGAAGAACUUUCCUUCUAUUCGGCCUCUGAAAAUGAACAUGGAGAUGACAAUAUAUGGGGACUCCUUAGUGGAGUUGGAGGCAACAUUUUCGAGUGGUAUGAUUUUGCCGUUUACGGCCUGCUGGCUCCAGAGAUCGGACAAUGCUUCUUUCCCAAGAGUUCUCGUGAGCUCCAGCUUAUAAAUUCGUUUGGAGUGUACCUUGCCGCCUUUAUCAUGAGACCGUUGGGUGCCAUUUUGUUUGGUGAAAUGGGAGACAGAAUGGUCGGUCGCAAAGAUGCACUGGCUUUCUCCAUCAUCUUGAUUACGGUGCCCUCAGUACUACUAGGCCUUUUACCGACAUACGAAACCUGGGGCCCCGUUGCUCCCGUCUGUCUCGUCAUUCUGCGCAUGAUGCAAGGAUUGAGUGUUGGAGGUCAGCUGGCUGGAAGUUAUGUUCUAUCCAUUGAGCAGAGUUCGCCCAAAACUCGGGGGUUUCGUGGAUCCGUCUGCGAUGCUAGUUCCGUAGGCGGGUUUCUGCUGGCAUCGGCUGUCACAACCCUUACCAGAACUAUUCUUUCCAAAGAAGCUGUAAACACAUGGGGAUGGCGCGUUCCCUUUUGGGUUUCUUUACUGCUGGCUCCACUGCUCUACUACAUUGUUGGAAACACUGAAGAAUCAAAGUUUUGGGCCGAAAGAGCAGAGCAAAAAGAGACAGAACAACUCAUCCGAGAAAGCGAGCAUGCAGAUAGACCUGCCGUCGUCGAUUUGGUCAGCUCUCCCUUCAGAAGACGACAAUUAACAGGCAUGGUAGGUGUUCUCAGUGCGGUGGCCAGCUCGUUCUAUAUACUGUUUCUUUGGACUCCGGUGUAUCUAUCCGAACUCCGGGGUGUGAUGAAAGAGAAUGAGGCUGAUGCCCUGAACUUCUUGGUGGUGGGAUCCUACAUCAUUCUGCUCAUGAUUGCUGGAAGGCUAUCCGACAUGUUUCCCCACCGUAUGGAUCUUGUGAGGAUUGGGCUCCCAGGUGUCAUUGUCGGUUGCCCUGUCAUGUUUGGCCUCUUUGAAACGGAAUCUUAUGUCGGCUACUUUUUGGGCCAACUGCAGUUUGCAGUAUGUCUUUCGUUCGUUCAGGGUUGCAUGGCAGCAUGGGAGGUGGAAUUGUGGAUGGCUGAUCCUACACUUUCAUUUACUGGCGUUGCUGUGGGGCAUAAUCUGGCGGCAACGAUCUUUGGGGGGACAAUGCCUCUGGUGGCCACGUUCCUAUACUACCGAUCCAGCACGUACAUUGAAAACGGCGACUACGAGGAGGACGAUCCACUCUUUCCCAGGCUCAUUCCAGGUCUAUAUAUCUCUCUACUCGGCUGUAUUUCUUUCUAUUGCAUCAGCAACGUCAUUCGGCACCCGCAUGAUGUACGAACUGGCAGCCCCAAGCUCCGAGAAGCCAUUAGAAAGCAAAAUGAAUUCUUCAAGAAAGCCAAGAAAGAUAGGGAGAAGUUGAAACGACGAAGGCAGCUGGAGGGCAUUCUUGCAGAGAACGGUCUCGAUGUGCCAGUCAGCACAGCAACCUCGAGCCCUUCUGGUGCCGCCGAGGCACCGGUCUAUGUGCCUCCAGUCGUCUGAGCGAAUGGGAGAAGGAAGGGCCAACAGCCAACUGCGGAGAUUUGUACUGUACUUGGAUGGAGUUUGUUUGUCCAGCUGAAUUGUCAAAUACAAAUGUGUACCUGUACUGUAACGUCAUAGAAUUGUGAUAAAGCAAUCUGCUGCGCUACCAAAAUCGAGAGGGAAAAGCCGUGG
Seminavis robusta is the source of this 2033-nucleotide messenger RNA. The record is from the annotation of a GenBank genome assembly. NCBI's taxonomy places the organism in Eukaryota, Bacillariophyta, Bacillariophyceae, Naviculales, Naviculaceae.